CACAGCGCAGCAGUACUUCUCUCAGACGCAACAGGAACGGCAACUCCUCAACUCCUGCUCGUGCAUCUACAGAAUCUAACAGAAACAUGGAGAAAGGCCAGGGACCACCCCAGGAUUUGGCUCCCCCGUACCCAGGGCCUCCGCUCAACAACUACGGAGGCAUGGCCAUGCCAGGCCAGCCGGUCUUCCAGACUGCCCCAUACCAGCCGCCGCAGCCUGAUGGCUACCAGGGAGGUUCCGCCCCCGGCAUGUACCCUCCUCCUCCCCAGUUCCCUGGCGGACAGCCCCCGCCCGCCACCGUGGUGACCCAGGUGGUGAUGGUUCCAGGCCUGACGGACGUGCCGGGCCAGACCCAGUGUCCUCACUGCCGCCAGCAGGUGGUCACCCAGACAGAGCACACCUCGGGGCUGCUCACCUGGAUCAUCUGCGGCUCGCUUGCCUUCUUCCUGUGCUGGCCAUGCUGCUGCAUCCCCUUCUGCGUGGACGCCUGCAAGGAUGUGGAGCACCGCUGCCCCAACUGCAACAAAAUCAUCCACAUCUACAAGCGAAUCUGAGCCGCCCCGCCCCGCCCC
This is a messenger RNA of Megalops cyprinoides (Indo-Pacific tarpon), 572 nucleotides long. RefSeq names its product lipopolysaccharide-induced tumor necrosis factor-alpha factor homolog. The transcript has 5 exons. The record is from RefSeq and is a predicted model, not a curated record. The coding region runs from base 87 to 554 and encodes 155 amino acids. Lineage: Eukaryota; Metazoa; Chordata; Actinopteri; Elopiformes; Megalopidae. Gene Ontology annotation, molecular function: zinc ion binding.